Phaeoacremonium minimum UCRPA7 is the source of this 855-nucleotide messenger RNA. RefSeq names its product putative opsin related protein. NCBI's taxonomy places the organism in Eukaryota, Fungi, Ascomycota, Sordariomycetes, Togniniales, Togniniaceae. Gene Ontology annotation, cellular component: plasma membrane; endoplasmic reticulum. The coding region runs from base 1 to 855 and encodes 284 amino acids. The record is from RefSeq and is a predicted model, not a curated record. The transcript has 2 exons.
AUGGCUAUUGUUCUGCGUGGGAACGAUGCUCUCAAUAUCAAUCCCUUGCCGGCUGCUGAUAAGAUCCUCUCCUUGAACGGCUCUGACUGGUUGUGGGCUGUCACGGCCGUCUAUAUCGUUGCAUUUAUCGGUUUAUUGAGUGUCUGCUUCGCUGCCCCUGAGAGCAAGAGAGCCUUUCACUAUCUCUUCACUGUUACCCUGCUUGUUGGUGCCGUCACUUAUUAUGCCCAAGCCGCCAACCUUGGCUGGACCGUAAUACAGGAGGCCGACCAGCUCGGGCACGGUGAAACCCGACAGAUAUUCUACGCCAAGUACAUCAAUUGGACAGUCUCUUUCCCUUCGAUAGCUUUGGCCCUGGGUCUUAUAUCAGGUAUCUCAUGGACGACGAUCAUAUGCAACAUUGCAAUCACAUGGCUUUGGAUCUUGACAUACCUCGCCGCUGCUUUCACCGCCACCGAUUACAAAUGGGGCUUUUUCGCCUUUGGCACGCUCUCGUGGGUCAUUCUCGCAAUGAGCACUAUGAAUGAGAGUCGAGAAGAGGCCGUGCGUCGAGGGAUUGGCCGGGACUAUGUCAUUUUAGCAUCCUGGCCGAACCUUCUUUGGUUACUUUACCCCAUUGCGUUUGGACUGAGUGAUGGCGGCAACCGCAUUGGUGUUACUGGUAGUUUCAUUUUUUUCGGCAUUCUAGACAUCCUGAUGGUGCCAGUCUUCUGCUUCGUGUUUGUAUACGUCUCGAGCAGAUGGGAUUGGAGCAAGCUCAACAUUGACUUCAGCGAGUACCGUGGUUCCGGACAAUACCGUCACACCUUCGAAAAGGAGCGCCCAAUUGCUGCGAACACUGCCAUUGUCGAUUAG